CUUGAACAUAUCGAAGCAAUUAGUGCUGAAUGGCGACGACGAGAAGAGGAACUUGCGAGACGACGAGAGCGCGUCUAUGCGGCGCGACUUCGACAGGAAACUAUCACUAGGCAUGCCAUUGAACAGGUUUCGAAUGGAACUCUUGGCACGUUUCCUGUAUGCGCUGACUCCCCAGAGACUAUCACCGCUGAUACAGUAGAAGGUGGAGAUGGAGGUGAGCGCCGGUUCAAAGCGUGCAGUCUGUGCGGAAUUCUUGUUGAUGCCGACAGCCCUGCUGCUAUGGAAAGCCAUUUACGCGCUCAUAAAAAGAAUGACGAUCUUAAACUCAAGUUACUGGCACGCUAUGGGCCUGAGGAGGUUGGUCGUCUCAUGUGCAACGAAUGCAAUAUGGUUUUCGGAGAUGAGUGCAGUUUGAUCGUUCACAAUCAGCAGAUGCAUAUGAGAAGAAGAAAAUAUGUGUGCAAAUGGUGUGGACAUGUAGCAUAUACUAUGACUGAACUCAACAUACAUAAAGCUGACGUACAUGCGAUGCCUCCGUUCACGGCAAGGUCAGAUAGGGAUAGAAUAUUGAAAAAACAUCAGCAACAUCUCCAAUGUCGUGGACUGAUUGCUCUGGGUGCCAAUCCUAGGAGCAACGAAAUAGAUGACAGACACGGUUCAGCUACAUCAUCCGUUGAUGAUUAUUCUUUCCGGUAUGUAUUCUUGCAAAUCUUAUGUGUGAUGUUUGAGCAAAUUUUAUUCAUUUUGUUUCAUCUAUUUUUUUUUGCUAUUGGUGUAGUAAAUCACCACUACUCCGAAAUAUACAAAUCUGCUUGAAA
Strongylus vulgaris is the source of this 818-nucleotide messenger RNA. The record is from the annotation of a GenBank genome assembly. NCBI's taxonomy places the organism in Eukaryota, Metazoa, Nematoda, Chromadorea, Rhabditida, Strongylidae.